Molecule: messenger RNA, 836 nt
Organism: Folsomia candida
Lineage: Eukaryota; Metazoa; Arthropoda; Collembola; Entomobryomorpha; Isotomidae
Product: keratin-associated protein 5-3
Exons: 2
Coding region: 142-681 (179 amino acids)
Source: RefSeq, a predicted model, not a curated record
UCUCAGUACUGAUCAUUCAUUCCUUUUGAGAAACUACUGACUGGAUAAAUUCCUGAAAAGGAUACAAUAUUAAUUGUUCAUCAGAAGUAUCAUUUUCCGUUUUGAAACGAAAAUAAUUGUUCAUUGUUCGGAAUCUUAAAUAUGAAGUUUUAUAUGGAUCGGAUCGGGGCUGUAUUGCUCCUGUUGUGUUUAACAAACGCCAUAGAAAUUUGGAAUCCAGCACCGCCAUAUCCUACCGGUCAGGUGGCCUACGUUCCUGUCAGGUUACCAUCCCAAGGUCAAUAUGGGGGUCAAGCCUCCACCGGCUGCUACGAGACAAGUUGUACAAGUUAUCCCCAGUGCAGCUCGGGUUAUGAGACCUUGGACACUUCGGGGGACGGUUGCAGUAAAAAUCAGGAAAAGAGUUUCUGUUGUCGGCCUAAAAUGACUCCGGCCUGCUACACGACGGGGUGUCAGUCAUAUCCAAACUGUGGGACGGGUUACGUUACCAUGACAACGCUACGUGAAGGAUGUAGCGGAUCGAAGGAGAAAAAUUUUUGCUGCAUGAAGAACCGGGGUCCGCAAUGUUACACGACGGGAUGCUCGAGUUAUCCAGAUUGUGGGCAAGGGUACAGAAGCCUGGACACGGGUGGAAGUCAAUGUGGGGGAAGCAAAGAAAAGAAAAUGUGCUGUAAAUCAUAGUUGACGAAAUGAGGUCAAUGAAAUGCGAUAUAAUUACAAAAGAAUUUUGGCGUGCAUUUUUAUAUAUAAAUCAUUUUUCAUAAAGACUAAUUUUAUUGGGAGUAGUGAAAUUAAUGUGAAUUAUAAAUAUGUAUUAAAGCUGAAACUGAAUUUAA